GGAAUCGCCUCGACCCAGUUCGAGUCUGACUAUGCUGGUUCCACCGCAGCGGUCGAUGUUAUGACCUCAAAUCGCCCUUCUUCGACCUUACGGUCGCCUUCCAUUCUAAGCGAGCGCCGUGAUUUCCGCAGGUUGUCUGGUCGCUCCGUGUCCUGCCCUGUCGAUCCCGAACCAGCUCCCGACACACAACCCUCCGCGAUUCCCGAGGAAAUCAGUGAGAUCAAGCGCUAUGAAGACUUCACAACUAUAGAUUGGGUUCAAGAUGCGAUAUAUGAACAAAGUGCUCGCCGUGCCAAGCGGCGGGGUGGUGGGGGGUUCUGGGAUCGGGAAGGUGUCUUCAGCUGGCGACGAAAGAUGCGCGAGUCUUAUGAUGCCGGACAGGCUUGGCUGGUUGUUACACUUGUCGGAAUGGCAAUUGGACUCAACUCAGCUUUAUUGAACAUUAUCACCGAGUGGUUGUCAGAUAUCAAGCUGGGUCACUGCACCACCGCUUUUUAUCUGAACGAGCAGUUUUGCUGCUGGGGCGCCGAGAAUGGUUGCCCCGAAUGGAAACAUUGGACUGGUUUCUGGCCGUUUAACUAUGUGGUUUACUUCUUUUUCGCAGUAAGGCUCCGUUCCGUGCGCACCCCCAGUCGUAAUGAGCUAAUUUCCAAUCAGGUGCUACUUGCAUUCAUUGCAGCGGUUCUUGUCAAGUCCUUUGCACCAUAUGCCGCAGGCUCCGGUAUAUCGGAGAUCAAAUGUAUCAUUGCUGGCUUCGUUAUGAAGGGUUUCCUGGGAGCCUGGACCCUCCUGAUCAAGUCCAUUGCUUUGCCAUUGGCCAUUGCAUCUGGCCUUUCCGUUGGUAAAGAAGGACCUAGUGUCCACUUCGCUGUCUGCACAGGGAACGUGAUCUCUCGAUUCUUUGGCAAAUAUAAACAGAGUGCAUCGAAGACGAGAGAAAUCCUGACUGCAUCGGCGGCUGCUGGUGUGGCAGUGGCUUUCGGCAGCCCGAUUGGGGGUGUGCUAUUCUCUCUAGAGGAAAUGGCGAACUAUUUCCCACUUAAGACUCUUUGGCGUAGCUACUUCUGUGCCCUGGUUGCAACCAGUGUGCUGGCUGCUUUGAACCCAUUCAGAACUGGGCAACUGGUCAUGUUCCAAGUUUCAUACGAUCGCACAUGGCACUUUUUCGAGCUUAUCUUCUUCGCAUUUUUGGGUGUAUUUGGUGGUCUCUAUGGUGCAUUCGUAAUGAAAUGGAAUCUUCGCGUGGCUGCGUUCCGCAAGAAGUAUUUGUCCCAAUGGCCUAUCACCGAGUCCGUGGUUCUUGCUGCUCUGACUGCCAUCCUCUGCUACCCCAACAUGUUCCUGAGGAUUAACAUGACUGAAAUGAUGGAGAUUCUCUUCCACGAGUGUGAAGGGGGACACGACUAUGACGGACUUUGCGGAUCUCAGAAUCGCUGGUCGAUGGUAUUUUCGCUGGCUAUUGCUACCAUUCUGCGAACCGGAUUGGUCAUCAUUUCUUAUGGGUGCAAGGUUCCAGCCGGUAUUUUCGUCCCGUCAAUGGCUGUUGGUGCAUCUUUUGGUCGCAUGAUGGGAAUCAUGGUGCAGGCACUACAUGAAUCCUUCCCCAAAGCCUCGUUCUUUGCGUCAUGUGAGCCAGAUGUGCCUUGUAUCACUCCAGGCACAUAUGCCUUCCUGGGCGCCGGUGCCGCGCUUAGUGGAAUCAUGCACCUCACCAUUUCCGUGACGGUUAUCAUGUUCGAGCUAACAGGAGCACUGACUUAUAUUCUGCCCACCAUGAUUGUGGUUGGAGUAACCAAAGCCGUUGGAGAUCGUUUCGGUAACGGCGGUAUCGCAGACCGAAUGAUCUGGUUCAACGGGUUCCCAUUUCUAGAUACCAAGGAUGAUCACGUCUUUAAUGUUCCAGUAUCACACGCGAUGACAACAGAUCCGCUCACUCUGCCUGCUUCAGACUUCCCAGUCCGCGAGGCAGAGCAUUUACUGAGUGACAACAAAUUCCAAGGGUUCCCGAUCGUCGAAGACCGCAACUCCAAGAUCUUGGUUGGCUACAUCGGACGCACGGAGCUGCGAUACGCCAUUGAUCGCGCACGCACCGACGCAACCGUCGCACGACGCGCAUCCGUCUCGCAGACACGAAGCGCCAAUACCUUCGACGACAUCCAUCACAGCGUGGGUGCUGGAUUUGUCGAUUUCUCACGAUAUGUCGACCACACGCCACUGACCGUGCAUCCGCGCCUCCCGCUCGAGACCGUCAUGGAAAUUUUCAAGAAGAUGGGCCCGCGCGUGAUCCUUGUUGAGCACCGCGGUCGUCUGACAGGCCUGGUCACUGUAAAGGACUGUUUAAAGUACCAGUUCAAGGUCGAGGCGGAAGAGCACGCCCUGGCUGCAACCAGCUCAUCCGAUUUCGCUUCUGCUCCAUUGGGUGGGCAUCUCAAUACCCCUGCGCCAGAAACACUAGAAGAUCGUUUAUGGCGACUUAUCUUGACCGUCGCUGGCUUUGUGUCCGGAAAAAUCGGACGUAAGCACUCUGUACGUCUACAAGAUCGACGCCGGACAGCGCCAGCACCAGCAGGGUCAGGGAUCCUGGAUGGUACCGAAGAUGACGGACUAGUGGAAUUGGAAGAAAGAGAGGAUCGGCCUGGUCGCUAA
Molecule: messenger RNA, 2646 nt
Organism: Penicillium maclennaniae
Lineage: Eukaryota; Fungi; Ascomycota; Eurotiomycetes; Eurotiales; Aspergillaceae
Product: chloride channel protein
Exons: 7
Biological process (GO): chloride transport; transmembrane transport; intracellular iron ion homeostasis
Cellular component (GO): endoplasmic reticulum; Golgi apparatus; fungal-type vacuole
Molecular function (GO): voltage-gated chloride channel activity
Source: RefSeq, a predicted model, not a curated record